Molecule: messenger RNA, 1506 nt
Organism: Papaver somniferum (opium poppy)
Lineage: Eukaryota; Viridiplantae; Streptophyta; Magnoliopsida; Ranunculales; Papaveraceae
Product: protein trichome birefringence-like 42
Exons: 5
Coding region: 178-1266 (362 amino acids)
Cellular component (GO): Golgi apparatus
Molecular function (GO): O-acetyltransferase activity
Source: RefSeq, a predicted model, not a curated record
UCUCUUAUCAUUAAUUAGACUAUCUCCACAGUCCACACACUCACACUCAUAAUACUAAAAAAAGAAGAAAAAAAAUCCGGCUAAUGGACAACAACAGUACCAAAAUCUUGUUCACUAUAAAUUCCUAACUAGCUAGAAAGAGGCUACUCUGCUUCUCUGGAAGUUCUUGUCUUAAAGAUGGAAACUGUCCUUAGAGGCUACCAUAAAUCAUUUCUACUUUUGGUUGUCAGUUAUUAUUCUCUAGUUCUUAAUCACAUAUGUGCAGAGCAAAUAAGCAGUGUGGGUGGAUGCGAUUUGUAUCAAGGGAGUUGGAUUUACGAUGAAUCAUAUCCUCUUUAUGAUUCCUCUAAAUGUCCAUUCAUCAAUGAAGGUUUCCAUUGUGUAGCUAAUGGUCGACCUGACAAAGAUUAUCUCAAGUAUAGAUGGAGCCCAAGCGGAUGCGAUGCACCUAGGUUUGAUGCCUUGGACUUCUUGAGGAGAUACACGGGUAAAAAGAUCAUGUUUGUUGGCGACUCGAUCAGUAAUAACCAGUGGCAGUCUUUGAUUUGUAUGAUUCAUGCAGCUGUCCCGAAUGCAAAAUACUCUGGGCACUUUGAGCGAAAUACGAUCUCCCGCAAUUUUACGGAGUACAACAUUUCUAUACUUUAUAAUAAAAAUGUGUACCUUGUUGAUUGGGUUGUUGAAAACUCGGAACGGGUUUUAAAGAUCGACACCAUUAGCACCGGUGAUAUAUGGAAAGAAGUCGAUGUUGUGAUUUUCAACACAUGGCAUUGGUGGUGGCACACAGGAAGAUUACAGCGUUGGGACAAAAUUCAGGAAGGAAACAAGUCAUACAAAGAUUUAGAUCGUUUGGUGGCUUUUACAAAAGGAUUAACUACAUGGUCAAAAUGGGUUGACGAGAACAUUGACCCCAAGAAAACUCAAGUUUUCUAUCAAGGAAUUUCUCCUGCUCAUCUCAAUGGCAACGAUUGGGGUUCUCCAAGAACGAGCUGCGUGAAUCAUACAUCACCCAUUAACGGAACAGUUUAUCCUGGAAAUACGAUUCCAGGAGCGGUUGUAGUUAAACAAGUUUUAAGUAAGAUGUCGGUUCCAGUUAAUUUGUUGGACAUCACAACUUUGUCACAAUUAAGAAUAGACGGGCAUCCAUCAUAUUAUGCCAAUAAAGAUGGGACGGCUCACGAUUGUGGCCACUGGUGCUUGGCUGGUGUACCAGAUACCUGGAAUAGUCUUUUUUAUGCAUCUAUUGUUUUGGCAGGAUGUGCAUAACCAUAAGCAUGUAAUGAUAUCUAUGUUUCUUGUGAUCCAUACUUCUCCCACGUCUUUGUUUAUCUAUCUUCCUUAUACCAAAAUUGAGCAUCCUGAUAUGUAAUAUUUCGUAUUUAUGUUCUAGCGAAUAAUAUAAGUAGUUCUCUAAAUCCAUUUGUUUUUUUUCCGGACUUCAUCCUAGAGGGAUCUAAACCUCUGAAGUACAAUACUAAUGGAAAGAAAAUGUGCAGAGUUUCAAUC